Messenger RNA from Paramecium sonneborni, 6206 nucleotides. NCBI's taxonomy places the organism in Eukaryota, Ciliophora, Oligohymenophorea, Peniculida, Parameciidae. The record is from the annotation of a GenBank genome assembly.
AUGCAAUCAAAUAUUAGCUCAAUAUUUCAAUUUUCAUAACUUGUAAANUAAAUUAUUAAUUAUUAAAAUAUUUGUGUAUAGUGCCCAUCUAUUCAAGGUAAAAGAAGUUUAAGUCUACAUAAUAAUUAAUGUAUAUAAUGUCCUGGAGAUUGUUUAUUAUGUAAAUUAAGAGACGAUAAUGAAAUUUCAGAUAUUAAUCCUCUAUUUAAUAAUUUAAACUUUUAAUACUAUACAAAUCAAUGUUUAUCAAAAUAAAAAGGAUAUUUUGAUACUGAUUUAAAAAUGUAUAUUGAUUGUCCUUCUUAUCCUUGUAUGAAAGAAAUUUAAAUUAAUUUAAAUCUUCAUUGUUCUCAUUAAUAGUAUUACAAAUUAAUUGAAUCUUUUGAAAGAGAAGAAGAUUUAUAUCAUUUCAAACAAUCAAAUCUAUUAAUUGAUGAUUUAUUUUCUAAUUCUAGUUUUUUAUAAGUAAAUUAUUGUUUCAUUUUUAGUACGAAUAAAAUGAAUUUUAUCAAAUGGCUAAUGAAUUAGUUAUUAAAUCUAUUAUUAUAAGAAUUUUUAGCUUUACCUCAUAAACUUGCAUAAUUAAUAACAAUAAAAGUAUUAAGUAACAAUUCAGUUAAAAUAUAUUCUCAGCUAUGUAUAUUUAUGUAAUUUAUUUAAUUUAGUAAUGUUCAACUACAACUUUAUGGAAACGAUAAUACAGUAUUUUUAUAUGAUAGAAUAAUAUCUAUUGUAAAUUUUAAUAAAGUUCAUAUUGAAGGAAUCAUUUUAUCACCAUUAUCAGUUCAUAAUCUUAAGUAAUUAUUCUUUUUAAGCGUAUUUGUAUAAACAAUAGAACUCAAGAAUAUUAGAUAUGAAAGUAAUUUCAUUUAGGAUUAAUCUUAAAUUUUAAUAUGGAAUUCUACUUAUGUACGUAUUGAUAAUUUUCAUACAUAAAAUCUAAAUUUAACAGACAUUUUAGCAUUUAUUAUGAUUGAUUAAAUUAAUUCUAUUUAAAUUAUCUAAAUUUCUAAUCUUAAAAUAGAUAAUUGCUAAUUCAAUUCAUUAAGUGUAUUUUACAUAAAUAGCAAAUCAAGUGAUACUCUAUAUUUUAUGCAAUCAAAUAUUAGCUCAAUAUUUCAAUUUUCAUAACUUGUAAAUUAAACUUCUGGAUAACUUUUGAUUUAAAAUGUAAUUAUUUAAAAUAGUUAAUUAACAGACAUUGCAAAUUUUAUAGGAGGAAAUCAAUUAUUUAGCAUUUAAGUCAUAUAAGUUAAAAUGUAUUAAAAUAAUUUAAUUAAUUCCACAAUAUUCGGUUUGAAAUCAUUCUUUUAUGUUAACAAUUUUAAUUUCAUUGAAAAUAAAAUUUUGAAUGGUUCAGCUGUUUUUAAUAAUUCAGAUUACUCAUCAAAAAAUUUAUAUUUUAAUUAUCUUAAAUUUGAAUUAAAUUUCAAUGACAAAGGCUCUAAAUUUAUUAGAAUAAAAAACAAUUAGGAUUCAAAUAAAUAUUUGUUUUUUAAUAGUUUAAUUCUUAAUUCUAAUUCAUUUGAUAUUUAAUCAAUUUAACCAUUAUUUGAUAAAUAGGAUGAAUCUUUAAUCUUUUUGGAAGCAGAGAUAAUAGAAAUAAAUAAUUUAACAAUUACAAGAAGUUUUGGAAUUAAAGAUAUUGUUAUUUAAAAAGGAAUAUCCUUGAAAUUAAAAUUAGUUAGAAUUUUAUAGGAUUAAUAAUAUAAAAUUUAAGGACUACAUUAAUAUUUUGAUUGUGUUCAAAAAGAUAUAGAAUCAAAUUUAUAUUUUACAUCGCUUUAUUUGUAUGAUUUAUAAAUCAUAAGAAUUUAUUAAUUAUUAAUUGAAUCAGUAUCAAUCAUUAAUUAUCCUAUAAUUAAUAUUCAAUCUUCAAUAGAAAUGAUAACUAUGUCUAAAGUAAUUGAACUUUAUGAAUUAAACAUUAAUAAUAAUCUUAUAUUAAUUACAGAUUAAUUAAAGCAAGCAUCAAUAAUGUAAUUAACAUCAUAAUCAGAAUAUGAAAUAACUAUUUCUAAUUCCGUGAUAAAGAGAAAUGUAAUGCAUUAAUAUUAACAAAAUGAUCUCAUAAAUAAUGCUUUAAUUUUUAAUUUUGAUUGUUCUCAAUGUACUUUAAAACUUUAAAAUUUAACAAUCUAAUCUAAUCUAGUUACUAAUUCUUCAUAAAAUAUUAUUUUCUUGAAAACUAAGAAAAUAAUUAUGAACAACAUAAUAUUUUAAUAUAAUUGCAUUUUCAAUUAUAACAUUUUACAAUCUCAUAUUUUAUGGGGAUUUGUAAAGAAUUAAGAGAUUUUCCUUGAAAAUUUAAUCCAAAUUUUUCCAAUUAAAGUGUAAACUGGAAAUGCUAAAUUGGUUUGUUAAUAUAUUGAAAUAACAAAUGUAAAUAUAUUUAAUUCAGUUGGUACUGGAUUAUAUAUAUCUCUUGAGAAUCAUGCAAAAUGUCUAAUAUAGAAUGUAGAAUUUUCAUCAAUAAAAUCAUUAUUUUUGUAAAAAGAUGAAAAUGGUGGUGCCAUAUUAUUUGAUACUAUUAGGAUAGUUGAAGCUCAGAUAAUUAUAGAUAAAGUUAAAUUAAAUGAUAUUUAUUGCAGAUAGAAAGGGGGUUUUCUUUAUUUGAUUAAUAAUUUAGGUAAUUUAUCAAUAUGGAUAUCUAAUGUAUAAAUCUAAGAUGUCUAUGCUUUAUAAGGAUCAGUAAUUUAUACUGAAUUUUCAACUUCAUCUAAUACAUCUAAUUAGAUAAGUUUAGAUAAUAUUAAAAUCAAUAAUUCUUACACAGGUUUAAUGUAAUUUUUGAAUCAAUUUAAUAAUUUAGAAGAUUCAUAGGAAUUAAAAUAAUUAGGUUAUUAAAGAUAUUUAUUUUGUAUUUAUAAUACAUAAAUGAUUAAAUUUUCAAAUAUUUUGGCAAUGAAUCUAAAUUAUGAAUCAUUGCUUUAGAUAUUCAAUAUAUUUGAAUUAUAAAUAAUAAAAUUAAUUAUUACAGAGUCAAUAUUUUUGAAUUCUGUAAUAUAACUGAUAAGUGAUAAUAGUAAUUCAUAAAUAUAUAUCAGUGAUUGUUAAAUAUUUAAAAUUUCUAUUUUAGCUAUGAUUCCAUAUAAAACUGAAUGCUUAAUUUAACAAAUAAAUUAAGUACCUUAUAAAUCUUUUUAGUGUUUUAAUAAUUCUUAUGAAAGGAAAGCUCCUAAUAUUUUACCAAAAUAUAAUAAUUAAGUUUUUGAUAUAAAUACAGUCUGUAUUAUUAAUAUGAUAAGAGCUUAAAAAGGUAAUGAAACUACGAGUGUUAUAAGUAUUAUUCCAUUUUAAUCGUAUAUAAAACUAUAAGAAUUAGUAUUAUAAGAUAUAAAUUGUGAAAUAUGUGAUAAUGGAUUAUUAAACAUACUAUUAUAAGAAGGUCAAAGUCUUAUAAAUAUAAAGUCUCUUAAUGUUUAGAGAAAUAAAUGUGGUAAAUUAAGUUGUAUAAAUAUUAUUAAGAGUAUAUAACGAAAUCGUAUGCUAUAAAAUAUCAUUUAAUAUAUAAACACAUAAGAUUAUCAACUAAAAAUAUUAAAUUAUAUCUGUGAUUCCAAUGAUAGUUAUGAAGGUACAUGUUUAAGAAUACAGGAUGUAAGAUCUUUAAUAAAAUAAUCUAAUUUAAAAUACAAUUAAGCUAUAAAUAGAGGAGGAGCAAUUUUAGUAAUUGGAAGAGAGAAUAUUUUUAUGGAAUAAUCAAUUAUUUAAAAUAAUAAAGCUAAUAUUGGGGGUGGAAUAUUUUUGACAGAACAAAUCAAUUAAAAUAUGACAUUAUUAGGCUCAAUUGUUUCUGAUAAUAUAGCUGAAGAUUAUGGAGAUAAUAUUGCUUAAAUUCCUUCUUAGUUGUCUAUUUAAGUAGAUUUAAAGAAUAAUUUACCAAAGAUAAAAAUAUUUUAGAGAGAAGAUUUAGUUAUAGAAGAAGUUAAAAUAAAAGAAUAUGAAGUAAUGAAGAAUAUAUAUUCAAAUAUUAUUUAUCUUCCUAAUGGAUAAUAAAUUUGGGAUUAUAAAUAUUUUGAUUGGUAAUAAGCAGAAUAUAAACCAUAUAAUUUACAUUUUAGAAUAGUUGCUUUAGAUAUACAUGGUUCUAUUAUAAAAGAUUUAAAUAAUACUUAAUGUUGGAUCAGAGGGAGAUUACUUGAUGAUAAAUUAGAAAGUGAAUUUACAAAUAAUUUUACAAAUAUUGAUAAGGUUGAUUUUAAUAUUAAUGAUUAUAAUUUAGAUCAAAUGAUAAUAUAUUUAGAUGAUGAAUUAAAUAAGACAUUACAAUUAUAAUUUAAUUGUAGUUCAAUUUAAAUACCAAAGAUAGGUAAAUUAAAUUAAAUCAUUUCAUAUCAUUAAAAUUAUUACUUAAGAAUGAAUGUCAAAUCUUUUCCUUGUUAGAUGGGUGAAAUUAAGAAACCUUUAAAUAAUAUCUGUAUUCCUUGUGAUCCAGAAUUAGGAUAAUAUUCAUUAAUUAUAAAUGCAUAAAAAUGUUAAUUAAAAGAUGAAAUAUCAACAUAAGAGAUUAAAUCAGCUUAACUUAAUUUAAGAGAAGGAUUUUGGAGGCCAUAUUUUAAUACAGACUCGAUUAGUUAAUGUAUUAAUUUACUUAAAAAUUGUAAUGGAGGUUGGUAAUAAGGAGAUAAUUCUUGUUCUAUUGGACAUAUUGGUGCAUUAUGUGAAGAGUGUGAUAAUUAUGAUAUUAGAGGUUCUGGAUAGUUUUCAACAAAUAAUAAAUAUUCUUGUAGUUCUUGUUAGAAUAAUUCUCAAAAUAUAAUUAUUAUUAUCUCUAUUAGCAUUUGGUAUAUAUUUUAUAUAAUUUAAGGACAUUAAUAUCUAUUUUUAUUUCAGUAAAGAGUACAGUUGUUUUACUUAAUUAAAUAUCCAUUUAACUUUAAAUGACUAAAUUGAAGAUCAUUAAGAAAUCUAAUUAAUCAUAAUCUGCUAUUCUAAUUAAAAUGGUUACUAAUCAUUUACAAAUAUUAUCUGUAAUUACUACUUUUAAAAUAAACUUUUCUAUUGGUUUAACUAAUUUAUUCAAUUCCAUAGGUAAUCCAAUUUAAACAAUGACGUAUUCUCUUGAUUGUUUCUUAAUAUCAAUCUUUUCUAUAGAUAUUCAUUAUAUUAGAUUAAUAUGGUAAGUACUCAUGCCAUUUAUAUACAUUUUUUUAUUUUUAGGAACGUAUUCUAUUAUUGUUAAAAGUGGCUAUAUACAAUAUCGUUUAAGUGUAAUAACUACUACAUUCAUUUAUAUAUACAUCUAUAUUCAACCUAAUUUAGUAGGAGGUUUUAUUUCAUUAAUUUCAUUUCGUUCUAUUUCCUCUUUUAAAUGGAUUUAAGCUAAUGUUGCAUAUAGAUAUGACACUUCUUAACAUUUUAUUUGGUUACUUCUCUUUUGUUUACCUGGUAUAUUUCUAAUUGCCCUAUUAAUUCCAACUUUAUUUUAUCUAGCAUUAUACAUUAAUAGAUCUGCUCUCAAUCAAAGAAGAAUUAGACAAUUAUAUGGAUAUUUAUAUAAUGAAUAUAAAACAAGUGCAUUCUUUUGGGAAAUCGUUAAAAUUGUUGAAAAAGAAUUGUUAAUCAUCUUUCUCUCCUAUUAUGAAGAAAAUAUUAUUCGAAAAGGUACUCUAAUUCUAUUAGUUCUCUUUUUAUAUUCUGAAUUAAAUCAUAGAUUUAAACCAUAUUAAUUACAUAAUCUUAAUUAAUUAGAUGCCUUAUCAGCUAAAGUUUGUUAGAUCUCUAUUAUUCUAGGCUUUGGAAUAUAUAUUGAUGAAUUCUAUAGCUCAUUUUAACUUCAAAUCCCUUAUUUUAUUAUUUUGGCUAUCCUUAACUUCUUUUAUUUAUUCUUACUAUUUAAUCAUCUAUUAAAGUCUUAUUGGAUUGAAUUAUAAGGAUAAUUUGAUAAAAUUAGAGAUAAAAUUAGAGAAUUAGCUCCUUGGACUAUGAAACAUCCAUUUCUUAAAAAACAUUUAGAAAAUAGUUGUCAAAAAAGAAAGCGAAUUGAAAAUAACUAUAAAAAAAUUAAGAAAUAUUUAUUUAGUUAUGCUAAGCCAAUCUUAGAAUUAAAAGAUAAUAUUAAUUCCAGUUCUAAUCAAAUUAAAUCAAAAAUUAACAAUCAAUAAUUUAGAAAUUAAGAAUAAAUCAAAAAAUUCACAACUAAAUUAGACUAAAUCAAUGAUAAUUAUUUGAGCAGAACUAGCAUGAUUAUCAGUUCAUUUUGA